AUGGGCUGCCAGCCUGGCUUCCACUGGACCCCCUUGGGCAGCUGGGGUCUCGCUUCGCUGUAUCGAGGACGAGCGCUGCCGAGGCCCCCGCCGGGUCCUGCCUGUGCAGUUGGCCACCCGCUGCGGUGGGCAUCAUCCUUCUCCCAACCGGGCCCGACGGAAAGCGACCCCAACGAGGGGCAGGUCUUCCUCAGCGAGAGCUGCGUGAAGAGGCUGCUGGAGAUCACAGAAGGCUCAGAGUUUCUCAGGCUGCAGGUGGAAGGAGGUGGCUGCUCUGGAUUCCAGUACAAGUUUUCCUUGGACACAGUUAUCAAUCCAGAUGACAGGGUGUUUGAACAAGGUGGUGCUCGUGUUGUCGUGGAUGUGGACAGCCUGGCCUUCGUGAAAGGUUCCAUGGUGGACUUCAGCCAAGAGCUGAUUCGCAGCUCUUUCCAGGUGGUGAGCAAUCCCCAGGCAGAGAAGGGUUGCUCAUGUGGGACUUCCUUCUCUGUCAGAUUCUGACUGGACUUCCCAUGGAUGGACUCUGUCUGCAGGCACUUCCUGGCAGUCUUCAGAGUGGUUUUGCUUGAUCUUUUCUCAUCUCCCUUACCCUGUAACACAGCUGUUACACAUGACUCUAGCUCUGUGUGUGUCUGCACUGAGCCUAUCUCCAAGACUUGUUGGCCUUCUCUUCAGAAACAUGAAGUAGCCAUGAGCAUGCGCAUGGGAGCAUUUUCAGCACCUUGUGAACCACCAGCCAGGUGGUGCUGCCUUACCUACCCUGUUCUGAAUGUGGAACCACUUAACUGCUUGUUUUUGCAAGAGAUGGCUGUAUAUCUGUGUGUGUAUCAAAUUCUUACCAAAAAAAAGUCUUUGAGAUGAUUUGAUAUUGCUUGUGCAGUCCCAUGUGGGUGGAAUCUGGAUUCUUUUAGGCUACUGUUGCCUAUCACUUGUCUUCCAGCUGAAUGGGACUUGUCUCUCCUGUACACCUCCCAGUGUUGCUGGCUCUCUGCUCCCCAACUCACAGUGGGCUUUUCCAGGUACUUUGCUGUUCUUUUACCCAGCAGGCUUCUCUCAGUCCUGGGAAGCUACAGUAGUUUUGCUGUCAGUCCCUGGGAUGAAAGUUUUUACUUGUUCAUAGUAAGUGAAGCUAAUAGCUGAGGUAGGAAGAAUUAAUAGCCUUUGUUUUUAAUCUUAAGAAAAGAAAAAGCUUGUCUAGAUAUAAAAAAAAAAUUAUAGCCUUCCAUCCUCCAGUGCUAUUUUAGGCUAUUCCUAAACCUGGCUUGGAAUUUUAGGUCACACAAACUCUCGGGUUUCAUAGUGUGUCUGCUGCCUUCCCUUGCCAGCAGGAAAGGAAGUUCAGGUGACGCAGGCAGAGGAAGAUCUGGAGUACUACUUAAGGGUCCUCAAGUCCUUUUGACUUGGUUGUCUGGGAAUCUUUUUCAUAACUUGCUUCACUGUUUAAUCUCUUAACUUGUGCCUGGUUUGAUGAAAGAAUAAAAUAGAUCCUUUCCUCUCUGAAACUCCCAUGGAGUGGGAAAUCUAGAAGUUUCCAGAAUAACAUCCUUUUGAUUACUUGUUUUCUGUAGUUUUUUAUCUGCCACUAGAUGUCUUUUAAAUCAAAGUGAUUCAUCUGCUUCUGGGUAAAAGGAGAGAUGGGGAAGCUAUUUUUGUUCCAGCUCUUGUGUUUUAUCUGAUCAUAACCAAAUUGUCUAAGACUUGAGUCUUUCAUGUAAGUGUGGGAGCACUGCAUGACUUUGGUCUCAAGGAAACUGCUUAUGGCAAGCCAUGAGCUUUUUAAGACUCUGGGCCACAGGCAUUUUUGUUAUUAAGUUUCCAAAAUGCCUUUCUAAACUAACCAGCAGUGCAUACAUAGAUUUCUAGUGCCCAGAGACUUGAUAGCCAGUUAGUUUGUUUCGUCCACAGAUAUUACGGGAGUUCAUGCGAUCUGCUCUGACUUUGUCACGUGGAGAAUGUGGACAGGAUUUAGAGCAGUAAUUCUUUUGGUUUAGCCCUUUCCAUUUUCUUCAGUCAGCAAGUUCUACCUAGUUAUAUUGCUAUCAGAAGGUGAUGGAUGUUGUACUGUCCCAUUUGUAAAAGAGACUAAAAGGAUGUGAUUAAAAGACUUGUCUAAACCCCUGCAGGAUGUUUUGGCCCUACCCUUAUGCUCCCAGGUCUUGAAUGUGAUGUCAGCCAGAGCUGACUUUGAAAAGUGUAAGACCUAAAAGCUUGUGUGGCUGGAAGACAUUAGAUAUCCCAGCUGAAAGAAAUUGAGGUUAAGUGAGCAAUUAAAGUUGGCAGGGUGAAUUGCUUUCUGAAUCAGGAAGUACACAUCUGUUCUUGAUCCAUUUCACAGAGUCUGACCUUGGUCAAGUCUCUUCUGGGAUCUUUUAUAGGAAAUAAAAAGUGCAGCA
Molecule: messenger RNA, 2393 nt
Organism: Athene cunicularia (burrowing owl)
Lineage: Eukaryota; Metazoa; Chordata; Aves; Strigiformes; Strigidae
Gene: ISCA2
Product: iron-sulfur cluster assembly 2
Exons: 4
Coding region: 1-501 (166 amino acids)
Biological process (GO): iron-sulfur cluster assembly
Cellular component (GO): mitochondrion
Molecular function (GO): 4 iron, 4 sulfur cluster binding; 2 iron, 2 sulfur cluster binding; iron ion binding
Source: RefSeq, a predicted model, not a curated record